Molecule: messenger RNA, 2967 nt
Organism: Suillus subalutaceus
Lineage: Eukaryota; Fungi; Basidiomycota; Agaricomycetes; Boletales; Suillaceae
Product: actin interacting protein 3-domain-containing protein
Exons: 5
Coding region: 103-2877 (924 amino acids)
Biological process (GO): establishment of cell polarity
Cellular component (GO): cell tip; cytoplasm
Molecular function (GO): cytoskeletal regulatory protein binding
Source: RefSeq, a predicted model, not a curated record
UUGAUCAUUGAUGGUGACUGAGUGGCUUAAUUUGGAAAUAUAUUCUCAUGGCAGAAAUGGGUAGCGAAAGACUGCGCUCACCUGAAUACUCCUGGCUCCUAAAUGUCCUCAGCGAGGCCGCCGCCGCCGCUCUACACAGGGCGUAGCUCACGGCGUGACCACCAGUCAGUAGCUUCUGCUCAUUCUUCAAGUUCAUCCUCUUCACGUAGCAGUCGUUCGCACGCACAUCCCGCAGUCGAGUCUGCCGUCACACGUCUUCUCGUGGCUAUCAAACAGCUUCUUGAGUCUCUCACCCAAUGGAGCACCGGCAAAAUGGGCAAGAUCCAGGUGAGCGACGUAUACGUCCGCCUCGGGGAUGACUUCAACGCGGCUGUGACUGCGUUUUCUGCAUAUAAUAUCGAUAUGUCUCGCUCAUCAAAGUCUGACAAAGCUUCGCGGCGUGAUGACGAUUUGAGACAUCGGUCGCAGCUAUCGCGUACCAUAUUGGAGGAGGAGGGGGAGGGGGAGAGGGACAGCACGACAAAACAGUCAGUAAGAUCGUCAGCAAGACGACAAGACCCGAGGAUGCAGACACCUCCGCUAGCAUCCCCGCCACCCAUAUUCCGCGAACCUGACGAUGAAACGCCGCCUAAUGAAAAGAUGAUCACGAACAGUAUCAAUGGGCAUACCAGUGGAGGCUCAGCACAGCCUCAAGCUCGACAAUCGCAGAACACGUACAAGUCCGAUGGUGACGCGCGUUCGCGCGACUCAUCAGAGACCUUGGUCGCACCUUCCGUAGCAGCAACUCCACAUCAUGCUCCACCCAGCGAGUCAGACAAAAAUUUACCGCAAACGCCUCAGAGUACUCCCGUGCCUGCCUCCGUCAAGCGCUAUUCGCUCGUCGAUAGACCAGUUUCCUUGUCACCUCUGUCACUCCCUGCAGUGCUGAUAGAUGAAGCUCCUUUCACUCCUGUCGAAAUCUCCUCGCCACAAACUCAUCUUAUUGAUAAUCUGCAAGCACCUGCAGUCGCCAGCUCCCUGGCCACAUUGAAGAAAAGCGACGUGCUCGAGCGGCGUGCGUCGAGGCGCUUUUCGACGUACAAUAUCACGAAAAUGACAGGCUCACGGGAGCUGUCAGGUAACCGGCGGACAAUAGCAGCAGGGCCAUUGCUGACGCCAGGGGACUUAGCGGUUCUAACGGAAGUGGAUGAACCGGACGUUCAGCGUACUGGCAGCACACGAUCUAACAGAACGAUCGCGCGAAUACCCUCGCCCAUAGCCGAGGCGGAGGCAGCCCCUCCUGUUCCUCCACUGCAUCCACUAACAGAACCCGCGCGCUUCCAACGAGCUCGUGCGCUGCCUGAAGCGGACAACGUGACAGACAAGCCAACGAUCUUUGAAGAAACACCUGGAUCUAUUUCGCCGAUCACGUUCUCAGUUUUCUUACAAGUCGGGCGAGAAGUCAAGAAGGUCACCAUCGAACCUGGUCUGUCCUUUUCGUCGUUGCGGAUGUUAUUCGUGGACAAGUUCUCGUAUAAUCCGGGUCUGGAGAAUUUCCCUGCGAUAUACAUACGCGACCCCUCUAGCGGCGUGCAGUGUGAGCUGGAGGACAUCAAGGAGGUGAAGGAGAAAUGCUUACUAUCUCUCAACAUCGAACCGCUCGAUCAAAUCAAACAACACAUCGACUCCCAGAUAUCAACGUUGUCUAAUGAUCUCAAAGAACUUCACACCGCAAUUUUAAACGACCGUCGAUCGUCCCACGUGAAUCCUAUCAUUGCCCAUGACUUCGUCGAGAGCACACCUAGGGCAGAUCGACCAUCCGAAAGGCAACUACAUAAUGUCGCACGUAGGCUAUCACGCAUUGUGGGUGACGCCAGUUCGAGCGGCAGUCCAUUCAUGUUGCCUCAGAUGACUGGACAGUCUCUUCAACUACAGCCGCAAACGACGGGGGCCUCGAUAAUGUCCGAGUACUCCAAUCGAGUGGUAGAUGAUUUGAAGACGCAAUUCGACGAGGUACAGAACCUGCGACGUGAUCUAGGAAUCAUGAGGCAGUUGUACACGGAGUUCAUGAAGUCGACAAAGGAUUCAUUGGGCGCUUUGCGGACACAGACACAGUCCGUGAAGCAGUUAGCCUCUAUCAAAGUUGGCGGUGCACGGGGCUUCAUAGAUCAGGGGAAGACGAAGUUGGACUCUCGGAGUCAGAACGUGCUGACGAAGGUAGAGGAGUUGCAGGACACAGUGGAAGCACUGCGAGAUGACGUCCUCAAGCGCCAUAUGACACCCAAGCCUCAACUAGUGAAGCAGAUUCAAGAGGACAUCGCUUCCACUGCUACGGAGCUGACAAGUCUCAAAGAGCACAUCGACACCGUCAGACCUAUGUGGAAGAAGACGUGGGAAGAGGAGCUGCAGAACAUCGUAGAAGAACAAGGCUUCCUCAGUCAUCAAGAAGAAUUCUUGACCGAUCUCCUCGAGGACCACAAAGCUUCGGCGGACGUCUUUGGGCAUGUUGAGAAGGUCAUUUCCAUCCGCGGCGCCACCCCCGGACGCAAUAUCAGAGGCCGCGGAUUCAGGCCUCUUCCAGCGGACGAGGGGCAUACUGGCCUGAGUACUGUUAUGAUGGAAAUUCGGGGCGCUGCGGUUGACCCAGAGCGACGGACAAAAGCAAUCGAGGCUAACCAGAAAAAUCGGGAACGAGAACUCACGAGCCGGUCUGACGAAUUUCAGGAGGAGCUGACAGGAUUUGUGGGUGGCAAGAAAUUGCGAAUGACAGGCGGAGCAGAAGAGGUGGAUAGAGUGUGGCAGAGAAGGAAUGAGUUGGCGCUAAAAGCGAUGUUCAACAACACACCCGUAUCCGUUGACAACUUAUCAGGUUUCCCGACUUCCCCAAGUCCUGCUUGAUGGCUAACAUUACUAGAUCAGAACUUCGACGCGGACAUUUGGUAGUCACUGUCCUUGUGGAACCUGUAUUCUAUGCUUACUGGGACUUGA